GCCACGCAUGGACGCGUCCGCACUGGAUCCCGCCCUCCUGCAACACUCGAUCCCGCAGCAAAUACCUAUGACGCGCGAUCUGAGGAAAGCAAAGCCAUCUCUGCAAAAUUUGUCCCCGAUCUCUUCUCUCUCUCUCUCUCUCUCUGGUUUAUGCUCAGGGAGAGAACGGAAGUAGACGCGCGAUUCGGGAUGGGACUCCAUAGCUUGAGCCGGAGGUUGAAUGGGUUCUACCGCUGCGUCGCGUUGGUUUUUCUGUUGAUGUCGGGUUCCGUGUGGGCGAGAUCCGAGAAGGAAAUAAGGGAGAGGUUCUACGGCAAUCUCGUGAACUCGAGCGCCCCGGAAUUGGGGGAGGGGAGUAUUGCUCAAAUGUUCGAUCGGGUUCUGGAGAAGGAGUUCUCCGAGAACGAACAGCCUGAAGGUACUGAAGGAAGCAGCUUCAACGACAGCGUAGCUGGUCAGCAAGCAGUACUGGAGACUGUAGCUAAAAUCACUCAUGACAAGACCAAAAGAAAUGACACAGGAGAGGCAAAUGGCACAAAACCGUUCCAGUUACAAGAUGUGUUUACCCUUGAAAAUGAAGAUUCUGAUGACAGUACAACCUUGAUUGACAAUAAGGACAAUGAGUUUGUAAUGUCAAACAAAAAAUCCAAAUAUCCAAUACUUCAAGUCGAUUUGAGAUUGAUCUCAGAUUUGGUGGUCGCCAUAGUUUCUGCAGCCAUUGGUGGAAUUGUCAGUUCCUGUCUCGGUCAACCGGUGAUUGUUGGCUAUCUUCUUGCGGGUUCAAUAAUUGGACCAGGGGGUCUCAAAUUUAUCCAUGAAAUGGUUCAGGUUGAGACUGUGGCACAGUUUGGUGUUGUCUUCCUCCUUUUCGCUUUAGGACUGGAAUUUUCUUUAACAAAGUUAAAAGCUGUGGGGCCAGUUGCGGUGCUUGGAGGGCUACUGCAGGUUGUGAUCUUUAUGUUUUUCUGCGGAACAAGUGCUAUGCUCUGUGGAGCAAAGCUAUCUGAGGGUGUAUUUGUUGGUGCUUUCCUCUCAAUGUCAUCAACUGCAGUGGUAGUAAAAUUUCUGGUGGAACGGAAUAAUAGUAACGCUCUACAUGGUCAAGUCACGAUAGGAACAUUAAUAUUUCAGGAUUGUGCUGUCGGUUUGCUAUUUGCUUUGCUGCCAGUUUUGGGUGGUAAUAGUGGAAUGCUUCUUGGAAUGAUCUCCAUGGGGAAACUGCUUCUGGUCUUGUCCAUAUAUCUCUUUGCGGCAUCUGUUCUCUCUUGGUCCUUCGUCCCCCGCUUUCUGAAGCUAAUGGUCCAAUUAUCAUCCCAUACAAAUGAACUGUAUCAGCUUGCCGCUGUCGCUUUCUGCUUGUUAUCUGCAUGGUGCAGCGAUAAGCUGGGACUCAGCCUUGAGCUAGGUUCAUUUGUGGCUGGAGUUAUGAUCUCUACUACCGACUUUGCACAACAUACUCUUGACCAGGUGGAACCUAUUCGGAAUCUAUUUGCAGCCCUCUUCCUCUCUAGCAUCGGGAUGCUCAUACAUGUUCAUUUCCUCUGGAAUCACGUCGAUAUAUUGUUGGCCGCUGUUAUGCUGGUCAUAGUUGUUAAGACAGCUGUUGUAACACUGGUCACCAAGGCCUUUGGGUAUAACAUCAAGACAUCAUUUCUUGUUGGAGUGUCGCUCGCACAAAUUGGAGAGUUUGCCUUCGUUCUCCUGAGCCGCGCCUCAAAUCUUCAUCUUGUUGAGGGGAAGAUGUAUCUUCUUCUUCUCGGGACGACAGCCCUUAGUCUGGUCACAACUCCUCUCUUGUUCAAGCUGAUCCCUGCUGUCGUGAACUUGGGAGUACUCAUGCACUGGUUUCCAUCGGAAAGCUCCAUACCAAAUGAGGAGAAGGUUUCGAUGAUUGAGGUGCACAACAGAUUACUCUGAAGAGGUGGGAGGGAUCUCAACGAAUUGUGAAUACAUAGUGGAUUCCUUCAUUUCCUCUUACCGCGUUCCCGCUGCCGAUUCCAUUCUUUGAGAUUCUACAUAUUAUACCGUUUAACUGCUAAGCUAAGCAAGCCAAGCCUGAGCGAUGCAAAAGUUCUACUUAGUUGUACCCAGCACUCCUUAGCUCAAACAUCUCUGAUGUACAUAUCUAGACACGAUCUUCACGGCACGUCCUGAAUCAUUGUGUAUAUUCUCCAAGCCAGUAAGAGUGUCCUCAGUAGAUAACUCUGCGACACUCAUCCUGCUAGCAUUUCUCAUGCCACGAUCAUACUUGUGGACAUUUGGAUUUCUUCAUGGUUUCAUCAACUAGCCCUGCUGUGUUUCUCUGGGUCCAAAUCCAUGUCGUUCUCUUUUAUAACAAUUUUGUUUCCCAUUUAGGGGAUUAUUCGGAAGAUGUAUCGCUUGGUCGAACAUCGCUGGGAUCUGAAUAUAUAUAUUUCUUAGCACAUGACAUCAAAAGAAAAUGAGAUGUUCUUAUA
Molecule: messenger RNA, 2456 nt
Organism: Punica granatum (pomegranate)
Lineage: Eukaryota; Viridiplantae; Streptophyta; Magnoliopsida; Myrtales; Lythraceae
Source: RefSeq, a predicted model, not a curated record